Messenger RNA from Malurus melanocephalus (red-backed fairy wren), 1774 nucleotides. It is a transcript of the gene RLIG1, whose product is annotated as RNA 5'-phosphate and 3'-OH ligase 1. Gene Ontology annotation, biological process: response to reactive oxygen species. The transcript is spliced from 7 exons. Lineage: Eukaryota; Metazoa; Chordata; Aves; Passeriformes; Maluridae. The coding region runs from base 37 to 1011 and encodes 324 amino acids. The record is from RefSeq and is a predicted model, not a curated record. Gene Ontology annotation, molecular function: RNA ligase (ATP) activity.
CAGACGCGGCGGUGGCGGGCGCGGGCGGCCGGGGCCAUGAGGCGGCGGGGCGCGGUACAGCGCAAGGUGCCGUGUCUGUUCGUCACCGAGGUGAAGGACGAGCCGUCGGCCAAGCGGGAGCGACAGCCAUUUAAAGUUUUGGCAACUGACACCAUAACUGGAAAGGCAUUAGAGGCAGAUGUACACAAUGCAGUUCCUACUGAAAAGGUGGAUGGAACCUGCUGUUAUGUAACUACGUAUAAAGGACAACCCUACCUAUGGGCCAGGUUGGAUCGAAAACCCACCAAACAAGGUGCAAAAAGGUUUAAACGAUUCUUGUAUUCAUUGGAAGCUUGCAAAGAAUUUGUUUGGAAUAUUGAAGAGGAUUUCAAGCCUGUUCCAGAUACCUGGAUUCCAGCAAAGGACAUAGAAUUCUGUAAUGGCAAUCCUUUGCCCGAUGAAAAUGGACAUAUGCCAGGUUGGGUGCCUGUGGAGAAAAAUAGUAAGCAGUAUUGCUGGCACUCAUCUGUUGUAAAUUAUGAGGCUGGAAUAGCACUGGUCUUGAAACACCAUACUGACCCAGGGCUUCUGGAAAUCAGUCCUGUGCCAUUAUCAGAAAUUUUAGAACAAACAUUGGAGCUUAUUGGGACUAAUAUUAAUGCAAAUCCAUAUGGACUGGGAAGCAAGAAGCACCCUGUACAUCUUCUCGUACCACAUGGAGCAUUUGAAAUAAAGAAUCCACCUGCUUUGAAGCAAAAUGACAUACUAUCUUGGUUUGAAAGCUGCACUGAGGGUAAAGUUGAAGGAAUUGUGUGGCACUGCCAUGAUGGGUGUUUAAUCAAGCUUCAUCGUCAUCAUCUUGGUUUACCUUGGCCACUUGCAGAGACCUACCUGAAUUCUCAGCCUGUUGUAAUUUCUUUUAAUAGAACUAAAUAUGACUAUGACUUUGAACCAAAGAGUUUGUUUCACCAUUUUUCAGAGUUGGAUGGACAAAGAUUUGACAGACUAAAAGACAUCAAGUUUGAUGCUUGAAAUGAUUAUUUUUCUUUUAAGUUAAUUGUUGUAUGUGUUGCAUUCCUCUUACUUGUGUCUACUACAGAAUUCUUCUUCAUGAAUAAUCUUCUAUCUUAGGCAACAGCCCAAGUAGUAUGUAAUUUUAAGUUUAUACUUAAUGACUAAUUUUAAAUAACAGAUCUGACAGCUCGAGCAGAGAUCUAGUUUCCAGCAUGUUUAUUUUCUGAAAACUUCUUAACUUUUGAACCCAUUACUGGAAACUGUUAGCAUUAAGUGYAGGAAGUGUGUUGUCUAACACUGGCUGGUCCUCAGAUCUUUACUAAUGAAUGCAAUCAACUGGAAAAUUUACACAGGUUGAACUUCUACAAAUGUGUAAUUAUUAUGAUCUACUAUGUGUAGGUUUGAGAUGUAGCAUAAAGUUUCUUAACAGUAAAAGGACAUAUUUCAGGUGGGACCAGAACUAGUCCUAAACUUUGACUCUUUAAGUUGUAACAGUUUCUUGCGGGGGGAAAACUUCCUGGUAUAAUUUACCUGUUUAUCUGCAACCUGAUACCAUUUAAUACCCCAACUAACAUAUAUCCUACAGGCAUUUGCACUAUUUUGGGGCAAAAAGAGUUAAUAAUAGAGAACAUACUAGUUUUAUUUUGGAGAUCCUAGUAAGUGGAGAGAGRCAGGACUUGGCUUAAUAAUUUCCAUUUACAACAGCAUCUCUGUUAGGAAAUUUCAUCAAGGGCAUAUUAAAUAAUAGAAGGUGUAUAAAUAAUAAAGUUGAAAUUGAUCA